GAUUUUCAUUUGAAGCAGCAUUCUAUUUGGGCCAUGCCGGGAGGCUCCAUCUUAUGUGUGAUUACCUGUGGGUGUCAUCCAGAGAGAGAGAGAGAGAGUAAACAGGAUGGACGUCACUAUAGAAACCAAGGUUGCUUCGAGUGCUGCAUCAAGUGUCUGGGCGGGGUGCCGUAUGCAUCGCUGGUGGCCACCAUCCUAUGUUUCUCCGGCGUGGCCCUGUUCUGUGGCUGCGGCCAUGUGGCCCUCACCGGCACCCUUACCAUCCUGGAGAACCACUUCUCCAAAGUCACCUCUGACCACGCCAUGCUGACCGACGUAAUACAGCUGAUGCAGUACGUCAUCUAUGGCAUCGCCUCCUUCUUCUUCCUCUACGGAAUCAUCCUGCUGGCCGAGGGCUUCUACACCACCAGCGCUGUGAAGGAGCUGCACAGCGAGUUCAAGACCACCAUCUGCGGACGCUGUAUUAGUGGCAUGUUUGUGUUCCUGACCUACAUCCUGGGUAUCGCCUGGCUGGGUGUGUUUGGUUUCUCCGCCGUGCCCGUCUUCCUCUUCUACAACAUCUGGUCCACCUGCAACGCCAUGAGGUCACCUGUGGCUAACCUCACCAACGUGGACACCAUCUGUGUUGACGUUCGUCAGUACGGUAUCAUCCCCUGGAACGCAUCGCCAGGCAAGGCUUGUGGGUCCACACUUGGAGACAUCUGUAAUACCAGUGAGUUCUACCUGUCCUACCACCUGUACAUCAUAGCAUGUGCUGGAGCCGGGGCCACCGUCAUUGCUCUGCUGAUCUACAUGAUGGCUACCACUUAUAACUUUGCCGUUUUGAAGUUUAAGAGUCGGGAAGACUGCUGCACUAAGUUUUAACUGGUGUUCAGAGACACAGUCUGUGACACGGCUCUGAGUAGACAGCAGCCACUUACUACAUGGACUAAAAAUAGACAGCAACAUAUCUCCAUUAGCCUUCACCUAAAGUGUAAAUAGCUGAUUGUAUGCAUCUUUUAGCAUGUGCUAUCCAGAGAUAGGUUUGCCUGAAGGACCAACUGUACCUGAAGAGAAUUGUCUUAAGAGUGGGGUGGUGUAAAGUUGAGAGGGUUAUGCUUUUCUCCAUAUCUUGUAAAGAUCUGAUUAGGACAAUAAAUCAGUAAUAACUCCCUUAAAUGAAUAGCACUCUGGCUAAUAAACAGUAGGCGUGGAAGAGGAAGACAAAAAACACAAUCUAAGAACAAUACUGUAUUAUGAAAGAGUUCUCAGUCAGUUGCCAUGACCAUCGUGCUUAAAUUUGGGGUGAAAAUGUAUUUGUUUUUUGCUAAUGUUCAAUUUGCCAGAAGACCAGCCAGGCUUGGAAAAGUGCCUUUUCCCCCAUUCAUGUUUUAGGAUUGAUCGUGUGUACUUUUGUAUUUUCUUGGUGCAAGACACAAAGUGUUAUACAGUGAAUUUGAAUUGUCAGUAUUACAAGCUUCUAUUACAAACUAGUUCCUCAGUCGUAUAUAGAUACAGAUAGUCUUCACAUGUAAGAUGACGCGGACAAGAUGAACAGCAUUUCAAAACAAAUAACUGCACAUAUAACUAGUAUUGUGAAGGGUAAUCCCAGUACCAGGGGUAUAUUUUUCAUCAAAGUAUAUAGCAGUUUAUGACUUCAUAUAUUUUAUAAAGGAAGUUCUUGUUAUAGAGGAGUAAUGUAAUUGCUAUGGGACCUGAUGCCUUCAUAGCUUCAGCUGAUAGUUUUGAUUUGUUUCCUCCUCCUCUUUGACUCAUUCAGAAACAUGACAUUGUUUAAAGAGUCACUGUUGUUGUUGUUUUAACACUGAGCCUGCAUGCUUACUUUAUUUCAUUUGGAUUCCUUCAUCUGUUUAUGAUUACUUAUAUUCCAUAUUUACAUAAAUAUUUAAUUAUUUCCGAAGAUUUUUGAAGACUGUAGUUAUUAUUUUUCUCUUUCUAUACAAAAUAAACAAUCUUUGUGUACAAAAUA
Messenger RNA from Oncorhynchus keta (chum salmon), 1969 nucleotides. RefSeq names its product neuronal membrane glycoprotein M6-b-like. Gene Ontology annotation, molecular function: structural constituent of myelin sheath. NCBI's taxonomy places the organism in Eukaryota, Metazoa, Chordata, Actinopteri, Salmoniformes, Salmonidae. Gene Ontology annotation, cellular component: plasma membrane; myelin sheath. The transcript is spliced from 7 exons. Gene Ontology annotation, biological process: axon development; central nervous system myelination. The record is from RefSeq and is a predicted model, not a curated record. The coding region runs from base 34 to 864 and encodes 276 amino acids.